ACAUCAACGGGAGCGAUUUGAAGAACUCCUGCGAUUUUAGUUUUAGUAUAGUUAUCAAGUGGUUAAACUAUUACAAGAAAAUAUUUCGGUAUUGUGUUGCGUUGAUUAAAUUACUCAACACAAACCGAGUGGGCACCAUUGUUUCAUCACUUACAGGUUAAAUGGUGAAAAUGACUCAAAUCAACGAAGGGAAGAUAAGGCAGUGCUUAACAAAAUAUCAACAUCCCGACCUCACCUAUCGCGAUGUUGUCAGCGUACUCAGCCAAUAUUUUGCUCUGCAGUAUAGAGUAGAGCCGUAUGUAUUCACGGAUGGAACACGCAAAGAAUUAUUCAGCUUACAAGGAACGAUACCAGUUACUUAUAAAGGAAAUGUCUACAACAUUCCUAUCUGCGUAUGGUUGAUGGAUACCCAUCCCAAUAACGCACCAAUAUGUUACGUUAAGCCUACAGCAGACAUGAACAUCAAGGUCAGCAUGUAUGUGGAUCACAAUGGAAAAAUUUACCUUCCUUAUCUUCACGAAUGGGUCCCUCAAAAAUCAGAUUUGUUAAGCUUGAUUCAAGUGAUGAGAAUAACUUUUGGAGAACAGCCACCAGUUUAUGCUAAACCCAAGAACGACAAUCAGACUUCUUCAACGCCGUAUCCUGUACAGUCCUUCAUGCCAGUUCCCGGUAGUGGUGGAACUUCUACUAGUGGUUUUCCACCUUAUCCUAGCGCUUCACAGUACGGAACUGGCAGUAACGUUUAUCCACCUUAUCCAACAUCUGGAACACCUGGAAUGCCAUAUCCUGGGUACACUCCAUACCCCGGUAGCACAUCGAGUUACGGGGGACCCGUGUUCCCGGGUUCUUACCCAACGCCAUAUCCGCCAGUCACACAACCAUCGCCGAGGGUGCCUGGAAAUUCUAGCAACACAGAUACGAUAUCCGAGGAACAUAUCCGAGAGUCUCUGUUGUCCGCUGUUGGUGAUAAAUUAAGACGCCGUUUGCGUGAGCAGUUAUCUCAGGGAGAAGCAGAACUAGAAACUCUGCGUCGCACCGAGCAGGAACUAGCGAGCGGAUCAGCUCGGUUAGAGGAAUUGCUCAACAAGCUGAAUCGGGAGAAAUCUGAACUUGAGAAAAAUAUAAAUAUACUCGAGGAAAAGGAGAGCGAAUUGGAAAGAGAAAUUAGUAAACUUUCCGACAAUCAAACCAUCGAUGUUGACGAAGCAGUAACGACAAUUGCUCCCUUGUACAAACAGAUGCUGAAUGCCUUUGCGGAGGAAGCUGCUAUCGAAGAUGCGAUUUAUUAUCUUGGAGAAGGGCUGCGCGGAGGGAUCAUAGAUUUAGAAGCAUUUUUGAAGCAAGUUCGACAGCUGUCACGUCGGCAAUUUAUGCUCCGGGCACUAAUGUUGCGUUGCAGACAGAAGGCUGGUCUGGCAGGAUGAAUAGAAAUUGAUCUUGGUGCUGAGAUGAUGAACUAUUGGCUUUAAAAUGUAAUUAAUUAUACCUACACAUGUUAUACCAAGAUAUGCGAACAAAGAUUUAUUUACGACGUACCAUGUAUAUUAAGAAAAAAAAAUUUAUCGAUAACAUUAUACCACAGAAUGAAUACAAAUAAAAAGUAAUAACUCUGUAAUAAAAUAAAGUCCUGAUGAAAUGA
Diprion similis is the source of this 1639-nucleotide messenger RNA. RefSeq names its product tumor susceptibility gene 101 protein (gene TSG101). Gene Ontology annotation, biological process: endosome to lysosome transport; protein modification process; protein transport. Gene Ontology annotation, molecular function: ubiquitin binding. The coding region runs from base 162 to 1424 and encodes 420 amino acids. Lineage: Eukaryota; Metazoa; Arthropoda; Insecta; Hymenoptera; Diprionidae. The transcript has 8 exons. Gene Ontology annotation, cellular component: ESCRT I complex. The record is from RefSeq and is a predicted model, not a curated record.